Molecule: messenger RNA, 495 nt
Organism: Quercus lobata
Lineage: Eukaryota; Viridiplantae; Streptophyta; Magnoliopsida; Fagales; Fagaceae
Exons: 1
Coding region: 1-495 (164 amino acids)
Source: RefSeq, a predicted model, not a curated record
AUGUGCAAGGUGUUCCCAUCCAAUCUAGGGUCUGUGGAAAUGAGAUGGUUCGACUGUCUGAGGGAAGGUUCUAUUAGCUCCUUUAAAGAGCUCACCAGGGCAUUUAAGGCCCGAUUUGUGACUUGCAAUAGGGUUCCUCGGCCUUUAGACUCCCUGUUGUUUAUGAUCAUGCGAGAAAUGGAGACCAUAAAAACAUACUCAGACAGAUACCAAGAGAUAUUCAAUGAGAUUGAUGGGGACUUUAAUGAUGUGGCCCUAAAGACUUUCAAGGUUGGCUUACCUGUUAAGCAUGAUUUGAGAAAGUCGAUGACCAAGAAGUCUGUAAGGAGUGUAUGUCGGCUUAUGGACCGUAUAGACGAGUAUAAACGGGUCAAGGAAGACCAACAGCAAGGGAAAGGGAAAGCUAAGGUUAUCCUUCAGGAUAGGAGGGAUUUCAAGUCAGAUAGAUACAACAAUAAUCAACCCCAAAGAGACUUUGCGGGGCAAUCAGUCUAG